This is a messenger RNA of Procambarus clarkii (red swamp crayfish), 523 nucleotides long. RefSeq names its product serine--tRNA synthetase-like protein Slimp. The record is from RefSeq and is a predicted model, not a curated record. Gene Ontology annotation, cellular component: mitochondrion. Gene Ontology annotation, biological process: seryl-tRNA aminoacylation. NCBI's taxonomy places the organism in Eukaryota, Metazoa, Arthropoda, Malacostraca, Decapoda, Cambaridae. Gene Ontology annotation, molecular function: tRNA binding; serine-tRNA ligase activity; ATP binding.
AAGAGAAAAGAAGGUGGGUGGAGCCGUGUGGUGUGGGAGAGGCCCGGCUGAGCCAGCACCACCAGCAGCCUCUUCACUACUCUCGCCACCUGAGUCACGUGUUGUAAUAUAACCUAACCUCGUCCCUAAACCACAAGCACAACAUAUAAUCAAACACACCAUUUUUGUUGCAGAUGGGAUGUCGCUUUUUCGUAUGCCUCGUUUCCUGCGACGAUUUGUACGUCGAAACACUUCUGAAAUCCCUGUAGACCGAGCAAGUCAAACAAAACAGAGACUGUCCAUAGCCUAUGCUGUAGUUGCAUGGCACUUGUUUGGUGUUCUGGUUUAUUUGGUACAUACUAAACAACUCAAAGUUGAAGAAAACACUAGUGGCUUAUCUCAAGGUCGCCAGUUUGCAAAGAUGCUCAAGUUAGAAAAUCCUCAUUUAUAUCAGAUUCAAGGUGUAACAUCUGUGAAACACUUUGAUCUAAAUGAGGAGUUUGAAAAAGAAUCUGAAGAAAAUACAAGUGAUAUCUAAAAGAAU